Molecule: messenger RNA, 2448 nt
Organism: Tilletiaria anomala UBC 951
Lineage: Eukaryota; Fungi; Basidiomycota; Exobasidiomycetes; Georgefischeriales; Tilletiariaceae
Product: threonyl-tRNA synthetase
Exons: 3
Coding region: 146-2416 (756 amino acids)
Biological process (GO): threonyl-tRNA aminoacylation
Cellular component (GO): cytoplasm
Molecular function (GO): ATP binding; threonine-tRNA ligase activity
Source: RefSeq, a predicted model, not a curated record
CCAACGAGAGAUGCUGUGAGGGGGUGUGACUCCAGCACAACUUCCUUUCGAGGUACAGCAAUAUGUGCGUUAUACGCAGCGAAUAGAGCUGUAUGCACCGUUGUUCUCCUGCAGCAAGUCGGAAACGUUCCAGCAGCUAGAAAAAAUGGCAUCCGAAAACACUUCCCAGACGGCGCCUCACCCGUUCCACUCGUCGGCCGAGGCUCGCGACCCAGCUACGAAUCUGUCAGAGGCUGUGGCAGAUAAGCUCAGGGUGCAGGACGGAACCGAUGCGAAGCUAAAGGCCCCAAAGGCCAACAAAGAUAAGAAGGGAAAGGGAGAUGCCAGUGGAGUGCCGCUAGAGUUCACUCCAACGCCAAGUUUCUUCUCGCAUCGUAUUCAGUUGUUUGAGAAGCUCAAAGCGGAGCAAGAUGCGCACGCAGCAGCGCAGCCACGAGACGGCAUCAACAUCACCCUGCCAGACGGGAGCAAUAAGCCGGGCAAGGCGUGGGAGACCUCUCCAAUGGAUAUUGCCAAAGCGAUCAGCAAGUCUCUUGCCGAGCGCAUCGUCAUCUCCAAAGUCGACGACGAGACUCUCUGGGACCUCGAGCGUCCGCUGGAGAAAUCAUGCAAGGUAGAAUUCUUUGAUUUCAACUCAGACGAGGGAAAACGUGUCUUUUGGCACUCGUCUGCACAUGUGCUCGGCGAGGCGGCUGAGCAGCACUAUGGCUGCCAUCUCUGCAUCGGACCGCCCACAUCGGAAGGCUUCUUCUACGAGAUGGGUAUGGGAGAGAGCGAGGGGCGAAUGACUCGUCAGGAGGACUUCCCGGCGCUAGAGACGCUCAUCUCAAGAGCGAUUAAGGAAAAGCAGCCGUUCGAACGACUGAAGGUCACCAAAGAGAACCUGUUGGAGAUGUUCAAAUACAAUAAGUACAAGCAGCACAUCAUCAACUCUAAGAUUCCAGAUGGUACCUCUACCACGGUCUACCGCUGCGGGCCUAUGGUUGACCUCUGUGUCGGUCCCCACAUUCCCCACACGGGCCGAAUCAAGGCGAUGAGCGUGCUGAAGAACUCGGCAUCAUAUUUCCUCGGCGACCAGAACAAUGACUCACUGCAGCGACUCUACGGAAUUUCCUUCCCUGACACGAAGCAGAUGAAGGAGUACAAGCAGUUCCUCGAAGAGGCCGCCAAGCGCGAUCACAGAAAGAUUGGCAAGGAGCAGGAGCUGUUCUUCUUCCACGACAUGUCACCUGGCUCGUGCUUCUGGCUUCCGCACGGCAUGCGCAUCUACAACUGUCUGACGGACUACAUCAAGGGUGAGUACAGGAUGCGCGGCUUCACCGAGGUGGGUUCGCCCAACAUGUACAACAGCAAGCUGUGGGAGACCUCCGGGCAUUGGGCCAACUACAAGGACGACAUGUUCACGCUCACCGUCGACAAGACCGAAACGUUCGGCCUCAAGCCGAUGAACUGCCCUGGCCACUGCCUGAUCUUUGGCAGCAGAGACCGGAGCUACCGGGAGAUGCCCAUGCGUUUGGCCGAGUUUGGUGUCAUCCACAGGAAUGAGGCCAGCGGUGCCCUCAGUGGCUUGACCAGAGUCAGGCGCUUCGUCCAAGAUGAUGCGCACAUUUUCUGCAUGACUUCGCAGAUCGAAGAGGAAAUGGCGAGCUGCUUUAGCUUCCUCGACGCUGUGUACGGCAAAUUCGGGUUCACCUUUAAGCUCGGCUUGUCAACGCGCCCAGAAAAAUUCAUCGGCGACAUCCCUGUCUGGGAUGCAGCGGAAGCGCGUCUCAAGUCUGCGCUCGAGAAGUUCGUCCCAGGGAAGUGGGAGACCAACCCGGGUGACGGAGCCUUCUAUGGGCCCAAGAUCGACAUUGACAUCCAGGACGCCAUGAAGCGCUCCUUCCAGUGCGCAACCAUCCAGCUUGACUUUAAUCUGCCCAACCGCUUUGACCUGCGUUUCCGGUGCCAGCCAGGCACGGGCACGCUAGAGAAUGGCGACUCAGACCGCCCGGUCAUGAUCCAUCGCGCUAUCCUCGGCUCCUUGGAACGUUUCAUCGCCAUUCUUACGGAGCACUUUGCGGGCAAAUGGCCUUUCUGGAUGUCACCGCGGCAGGUCGUCGUCAUUCCCGUCACGAACUCGGUCUUUGACUAUGCAGAAGAGGUCAGGCGCACGCUGUGGGGCAAGGGACUCUAUGCAGAUGUCGACCUCUCAGACGCCACACUGCCGAAGAAGAUCCGCAAUGGAGAGAUCGCGCAGUACAACUUUAUCCUAGUCGUCGGCCAUGAAGAGAAACAGGAUAAGAGCGUUAAUGUCAGGAAUCGGGACAAUAUCGGGCAAAAAGGACGCGACGAGAGGAAAGCCCUGGCGCAGAUCGUGGAUGCGCUGGUUGCGCUUAAGGACAGCAAGAGCCUCGAGAACAAGUUAAAUGUGUAGAAUGUACCUGCAGUAAUGCAUGAUAUAGGGGC